Messenger RNA from Trematosphaeria pertusa, 2296 nucleotides. Its product is annotated as NCS1 nucleoside transporter. Gene Ontology annotation, molecular function: nucleobase transmembrane transporter activity. Gene Ontology annotation, cellular component: plasma membrane. Gene Ontology annotation, biological process: nucleobase transport; transmembrane transport. NCBI's taxonomy places the organism in Eukaryota, Fungi, Ascomycota, Dothideomycetes, Pleosporales, Trematosphaeriaceae. The transcript has 4 exons. Bases 390 to 2126 code for a protein of 578 amino acids. The record is from RefSeq and is a predicted model, not a curated record.
CUUUGUGCCAGAAGCUCUAUGCGGCCUUUCAGGAUGGAUUCGACCGCCAGCUUCCUUCAGGAAUCUGGCCGAAGUGAAGGGACCCUUAUCUGCGUCCUAGCGGGUCCAACCCUGCCGCCUUAUCUGUCCUCCAGCCUCAGGCUUGGCCAAUAUCGAACAAUGUCUCCAACUACGAUGGAUUAUAUCGGCCAGAACCAGCCGAUGCAUCCUCCGUGGGUAACGCUGAGCUUGCCACGCCGUGCGCCCCAAGGCCUUGGUUGGAACGUGUCUCCCGAAGUCUGAUACCCAAACCCUCGGGGCAUACAUAUGAACCUUCGCGAUCCUCGACCCUGCUGGCAUCCCCCCAAGGACUAGUAGUUAACAGCGGUUGGAAGCCUUUAAAAAUAACAAUGCAUAUGCCAAGUGUCUCCAGCUUCACAGCUCCCCUCCGCUCGAAGGAGGCAUUUCUCGACGCCAUUACCACCGAGCACCAUGGAGAACAUCUAGCGGUGGGCAAUGCAAAAUGGUCUAACAAAGAUCUGGAGCCGACACGACCCGAGGAGCGAACCUGGACGUGGUACAAUCUACCCUUAUACUGGGGCUCGACAGCCUUUGGUACCGCUGGCUGGAACGCAGCUGCGUCUCUAAUAGCCGUCGGGCUGACCUGGAGGCAAGCCUUUGCAUCAUGUGUUAUCGGAGCCUUCAUCAGCGCCCUCGUCGUUACUGGAAUGGCGAGACCUGGAGUUCGGUACCACAUUGGCUAUCCUGUUCUCUGCCGUUCGGUCAUGGGCAUGUACGGUUCCAUGUUUUUCAUCUUCAUUCGAGCCAUCGUUGGCGCGAUUUGGUACGGAAUUCAGUCCUACUACGGCGCGAACCUGAUGUCCACGUGCCUUCGCUGCAUAUUCGGGUAUAAAUGGGAGAACUGGGAUAACACGCUUCCACCAUCUGCAGAUGUUACUUCGAAGCAGCUGCUGUGCUUCUUCCUCGUAUGGCUCAUGGAGCUGCCUUUGUGUUUCGUCCACCCACGCCGGAUCCACUACCUUUUCACGGUAAAAGGUCUCAUCAUGCCCUUCACAACAUUCGGCCUCUUCGGAUGGUGUAUGGCCCACGGCACGGGACUUGCGACCAUUGACGCCCAGAAUGCUGCUGGUGCUAAAGUCGCAGCAACCACCGCUACCGGCUGGGCGAUCAUGAAUGGGAUUAACGUAGUCAUGGGCACUCUUUCUCCUAUGCUCGUCAACCAACCAGACCUGGCUCGAUACUGCAAGAAGCCGCGCGACGCCGGUUGGCUUCAGGGAUUUGCCGUCUUUUUCAGCAAGGUCCUCAUAUUUUUCCUAGGACUAGCUACCACCAGCUCCAUUCAAGGCGCAUACGGCAAAGCGUACUGGAACAUGUGGGAUCUUAACAACGCGAUUCUCGACCAUAAUUGGAACCCCACUGCACGCUUUGGUAUCUUCCUGGUCUCCUUCUCUUACCUGUUCAGUGUAUUUGGGACCAACCUUGGCGCGAAUUCGAUUCCGUUUGGUGCUGAUAUGACUGGCUUGUUCCCGAAGUACCUGACAAUCCGGCGCGGACAGGUGCUCUGUGCGUUCCUAGGUGUCGCACUCGUACCGUGGAAGCUUAUUGCUACCGCUCAGACGUUCAUUACAUUCCUCGGCAGCUACAACAUCUUCAUGGCUCCGCUCUGCGCAAUCAUCAUCAUCGACUAUUGCUUCGCUCGCAAAGGCAACAUCCACGUACCGUCUCUCUACCAGGGCUCAAAAUCUGGUCUCUAUUGGUUUACAGGCGGCGUGAACAUCCUCGGAGUAUUCGCUUGGAUCGCAGGCACCGUAAUGGGCCUGCCCGGCCUUGUCGCAGCCUACAAUCCAAAGCUCGUUCCGCAGGGUGGGAAGGACAUGUAUAAGAUGGGAUGGGUUCUGACCUUCAUUACCGCGGGCACAGUCUACUUUGUACUCAUCAAGAUUCGCAAGCCAAGGGUAUUUCCCACUGGCUUCGAGGAUGUCCCGGUCAGCUGGGAAUAUCUUGCCCUAGAGGGAAGAGAUGGAUUCUUCGAUGGAGAAAGGGGCGGUUAUGCAGGAUAUUCGCCUAGGGAGAGUAUUGGCGAGGGCGUGAGCCAGGUCGAAGAGAAGCCAAAGGGUAUAUACUGAUAUCUCGUGGCACCGUUGGCUCGUGUCGAGCGGGAAUACUUAAUAACGGGCGUCAUGAUGUAUGCACGGGAUUUGGACUUCCGAUUCAGUGUCUCAAUAAGAUCGAGAGUUGUUUCGCACAACAGGUUCGCGAUGGUCGUAUAUUGUCUCUAGCUGGGUUUCAGAGUCGU